Messenger RNA from Ectocarpus sp. CCAP 1310/34, 1257 nucleotides. NCBI's taxonomy places the organism in Eukaryota, Phaeophyceae, Ectocarpales, Ectocarpaceae. The record is from the annotation of a GenBank genome assembly.
GGGGAUGGCGGCCGCCGCCGCCGCCGCCGCCACGGCUAUUGAUGGCGCAGCAGGGUGCAGCUGGCGGGGCGGUGUUACAGCCGCAGCAGGUUGGACGGGUACGUCAGCCACUCCCGCCGCUGCCGUUGCCUGUGCAGCAGAGGACGGCAGGUGGCAUCGUCCGUGACGCCCUAACCGGCCAUAGUUUACCUCUGUUUUUGCAGCAUGGUGCACCGUAUGGCUCAGGGACAGGCGGUCAUGAGGAGGAAGACGAGGGGGAGGAGGGGGAGGCAAAGGAUGCCUCCAGCGGAAAGCCCGUCCCUGUCAUCGUGCCUGCUGAUGCUACGUUGGCGAAGCGCAGCUGGUGCUGUUCGAAAACCAAGACAGUUACUUCGAUUUGUCGUGGGUGUCUCAAACGAUGGCAUCGCCACGUCGACCAUGGGAUGAUCGACCUCAACAACGAUCGCUUCACUUGCUGCUUCUGCGAUACCAAGGCGAAAUCGGCAUGUCGGUGUCACGCGUGAGUACCCAAUUUCGUUUUCCGCUGUUCAGAGUCUUUGUUCAUUAGCAAUUCUGUGUUAUGAUGUGACCAAGAGUAAUGUGCCAGAUCGAGUUCUCGGAUGCUUCUCGCGCACGUGGGUUUCACCCGUUUCGAUACCAACCACCCAUGUGGUUUUUACGAGAGGAAUAUGCAACAAUAUCUCGACUUCCACAGCGCUCUCGCAGUCUGGUAGGUUGUCACAUGUUUCCACCUAGCUGCUCCGGGACUGUUGCUGGUGAUCUAUAUCGACUCCAACUUUUCUGGUUGCUUGACCAUCGGUGUUUGUUAGGGCUUCACCCUCUCGCCGUGCGACCAAGACCGAAGUGUCCACAAUACGACCUGCUCUUGGGGUGUGCACUGUAAGUUACUCAAUUCCCCCCCUCUACUUUUCCCACCAUCACAUGCUUCGUACUCGAACAGGUGCAACAAGAAGAAAGCUGAUAAGCGAGCGGCAUCCCAACGAGCUCAAACCGGCCACAUCCACGGGAGUAGCGUCUCCCGAGUGGUUCACCGUCAGACUCGAACCAGCGCUUUCAAGCUCCGUCUGCCUCUCACGGUCGCGGCGGGCAACUCUAGAGAUAGAGAGAAGGCACUGUUUUCGGUCUCUACUACCGCCCGCGGCGACCGUGUCAUGGUCGUCACCGACGUCACCGCCGAGCAACCUGGUGCGCCUGCAAGCUGCAUCGUGAACUGCUGCGAUAACCGAUGCCACAACUGGGCACACGUCGAGACGGAUU